Molecule: messenger RNA, 1401 nt
Organism: Chelmon rostratus (copperband butterflyfish)
Lineage: Eukaryota; Metazoa; Chordata; Actinopteri; Chaetodontiformes; Chaetodontidae
Gene: arxa
Product: aristaless related homeobox a
Exons: 5
Coding region: 10-1401 (463 amino acids)
Biological process (GO): regulation of transcription by RNA polymerase II
Molecular function (GO): RNA polymerase II transcription regulatory region sequence-specific DNA binding; DNA-binding transcription factor activity, RNA polymerase II-specific
Source: RefSeq, a predicted model, not a curated record
AGCGUCGACAUGAGCGGUCAGUUUGAGGAAGAUAUCCACGACCGGGGCGAGAGGAAGAGCAGUAAAUCCCCGACGCUGCUCUCCUCUUACUGCAUAGAGAGCAUUCUGGGCCGCCGGAGUCCCUGUAAGGUCAGACUGAUAGGGGCGCAAAGUUUGACGGGUCUGCCCGGCAGAGGGGAGCUCGACAAGACGGCUGACAGGACAGCGAAAGACCCCCUUUCCCUCAGCGCUGACAUGCACCUGCCGCCCAAACUCCGCCGGCUGUACGGACCCGGGGGCAAGUACCUCCACGACCACGCCGAGACGCUGGACAGGGAGCGGCUCCUCCUGGAGCAAGCCAGCGACAGCCUCAAAAUCAGCCAGGCGCCGCAGGUGAGCAUCAGCCGCAGCAAGUCGUACCGGGAGAACGCGUCACUGAGCCGCGGAGAGGGCGACCAGAGCCCCGGGGAGGGCUCGGAGGACGGCAGCCUGGGGCUGGUCGAGCUCGGCCAGCUGAAGUUCGAGGAGGACGCGGGGAAGGAGGAGAGCUGCGGGGACGCGGCCGCUCUGUCCCCGAAGGACGAGGAGAGGGAGAGCUUGAACGCCGGGGAUGGGGACGUGAGGGACGGGGAGGACAGCGUGUGUCUGUCGGCGGGCAGUGACUCGGAGGAAGGGAUGCUGAAACGGAAGCAGAGAAGAUACAGGACUACGUUCACCAGUUACCAGCUGGAGGAGCUGGAGAGGGCUUUCCAGAAGACACACUACCCCGACGUCUUCACCAGAGAAGAGCUCGCAAUGCGUCUGGAUCUUACCGAGGCCCGUGUUCAAGUGUGGUUUCAGAACCGCAGGGCCAAGUGGAGGAAGCGUGAGAAGGCCGGGGUGCAGGCCCACCCGUCCGGCCUGCCGUUCCCUGGCCCCCUGGCAGCGGGACACCCUCUGAGCCACUACCUGGAGGGAGGGCCCUUCCCUCACCACCCCCACCCUGCACUCGAGUCAGCCUGGACAGCCGCCGCAGCUGCGGCCGCUGCCUUCCCGGGCCUGGCCCCACCGCCCCACAACGGCUCUGCUCCACCCCUGGCCACCCCGCUCGGCCUGGGCACGUUCCUGGGCACGGCUGCCAUGUUUCGCCACCCUGCUUUCAUUGGACCCACAUUUGGCAGGCUCUUCUCCAGUAUGGGUCCUCUGACCAGUGCUUCCACCGCUGCAGCUCUCCUCCGUCAGCCUGCCCCUCCUGUAGAGAACCCCUCCCACGCGGGCCCCGUCCUCCCCGACCCGUCCUCUUCUUCCUCCUCCUCCUCUGCCUCGGCAGACCGCAGGGCCUCCAGUAUCGCCGCGCUGCGCCUCAAGGCCAAGGAACACUCUGCUCAGCUCACCCAGCUUAACAUCCUGCCCGCCGGAGCCACAGGGAAGGAGGUGUGCUGA